This is a messenger RNA of Plasmodium vinckei vinckei, 1578 nucleotides long. RefSeq names its product conserved Plasmodium protein, unknown function. Lineage: Eukaryota; Apicomplexa; Aconoidasida; Haemosporida; Plasmodiidae. The transcript is spliced from 4 exons. The record is from RefSeq and is a predicted model, not a curated record. The coding region runs from base 1 to 1578 and encodes 525 amino acids.
AUGUUAAGAUGUACAUUAACUCAGAACAUUUUUGAGUCUUACCCCGAUAAAAAUUAUGAAAAAGAAAUAUUUAUAGUAAAAGAACAGUUGCUAUAUUUAAAUAAAAGUUCCAAAGACAUUGAGGAAAUAGAAGAAUACAUGAAAAAUAAUGGAAUAAACUUUUUAGAAAUGUACAAUGAGUUAAGAAGGCUUAAUCCCAAAUUUCGAAAUGUUUCAAGUUUAACUUUGGAAGUUUGUUAUGAUUCAAUUGUGGCUGUUGAUGAAUUUAGUAUGCAACUGACAAUAUUUCCUUUUAUUUUAGACAAGUUAGAAAUAUCAGACCAAAUAUACAGAGAUGAAGUAAAGUAUAUGCUAGAAAAAUCUUUUACCUACUUUGGAUUUUUCGUUUCAGUAGUAAACGAACAUAGUAAUAAAGCAGUAGACAUAUAUAAAAAAGAGAUUAAUGUUUUUUUAAAAAUAAAAGAAAAGUUUAAUAUUAACUCUUUGAAUGAAAAAAAUCUACUAUCUUUGUAUGAUGAGAUAUAUUUAAAAAAUAAAUAUGGAGAAAAACUUAUACAAAAUUUAUUUGUUUUAUUUAGAAAAGUGGUUUUUUUAGAAUCGUCUAAUGAUACAUAUUAUUUUAAUUAUAUUGAUAUAGUACCUAUAUAUAUAAAAACAAUAAAUGGAUUAUAUAAAUCUAGAAAAUAUAACAUGGAAAAAAAUUACUAUACCACUAUAGAGAAUAAGUAUAAAAAUAGUCUUAAAAUUAAUGAAGGAAUAAUAAUGAUCAAAAUUGUUAAACAAUAUACAAUUGGUGAAUAUACAAAUAAUCCUACAUAUUUUGAUUCAGAUAUAAUAUAUAAAACUAUUAUGGAAGAAAUACAUAAACCUAUAAUAGGUGAUAUAGAUACACAAUUUCACCUACUUUACUCAGAAAAUGUUGAUGAAACAAAAGAAAAAAGAUUCAUAAAUGAUGAUGUAACAUUAAGUCUUAUUAUAUUGACAGACAUUAACAUAAAUGUGAAAAAACUUUUAGAUAAUAUGAAUAAUAUGGUCUUAUCCGAAGAUAUGUUUUCAAUUAAUAAAGAACAAGAUAAAGAAAGAAUAAAGGUCAUGGGUUCUUGUAUAUAUACAAAUGAAUUACAGCCACCUAUUUUUACUGGCUUUUUUUCUAGGGGACUUAGUACAUAUAUCCUUAAUAAAGUCAUAUCCCUUCUCAAGCCAAACAAACAAUUAAUCUAUUUAUCUAUUGAAAAAACAGAAGAUGCAUCUAAAAUGAAAUCAGAUGUAAUUGCUGAAAGAAUCUUUAGUAGUCAUUGGGAACACUAUGAAACUGUUUUACUGUUCGAACGUGAUGCCAUAAUAAAAUACGAUGAAUUCAAACACAACUACAGAUGUGAUGUAUGCCUGACCGGAUAUAAUGGAUUAUAUACAUUAUACUUUUGCAUACUACUUCCAAUUGUGUUAAGUCUAAUUAUUUGCUAUUAUAUAUAUAAAAGAAAAAAAUGGAUGAUAAAAAAUAAAAUUGAUGUAAAUUCUGUUAGUAUGCAAAAUAAGAGAGUACUAAUAGAACCAAAUAUUAUUCCAUUAAAAUUGUAG